AUGACUGCCAUCGUUAGCAUCAGUCGUCUAUUGGAUGCCCUUGUUACCGGAGCCUUUGUCGUGUGUUUAUCGGGACUAUCACUAUACGUGUUAAGCCUCUUCUACAAGUUCGUAGUGGUUACAGAGAGAGCUCGAACUGGAGUCUUCGGCAACUUCUUACAGAACUCUCUACCCUUCAAGCACAACCGUUUCGAAUACAACCUAACCCAUAUAAUCCUGUUUGGUAUCCUCAUCACACUCUUCACUUUAUGCCAUCAUAAGUAUUUGGAUGAACUAGAGAAGAAGGAGAGCAAAGGAGGGAAGUCGAAGGCCAGCCAGAAGCAGCAGCAAACAAGUAGUGACGUCGAAGCUGCCGUUAGAGGUUUAACCAAUGAUAUAACAGCAAAGGAGAACCAGGAUACUGGCGAUGCUGACCCUCUGGCAGUUGAGAAGGUCGUAGAGGGAGCUAGGAUAGGGGACUUGCAGGACUCAGUUCCACUCAAUCGGGCUGGCUUGAUUCAAGCUCUUAAAGUCGUUCAACCAAUACUGUAUGACUCGGCAGCUGCAUCUAUAGUAGGCAAGUUAUGUGAGAUAGAUGCCGCAAUAGCUUCAUUGGAAACCCCAAGUCCCACUGAAGGCAACGGAAGACUUGGUCGUUACACUCCUGGUAACGGUAAGGCUGCCGCUAUCAUCACUGACUUGGUAGUGGACAACCUUAUGAAGGCUGUUACUGACAGUGCUAUGGCAGUAGCCUUAGGGUACUCCCCUGUUACCUUAUACUGCCCUAAUGAGGUAGCUGAGUUACCUCGAGUCCUUCUGGCGGGCCGUGGUGUUGAUAUAGUAACCAAAGAGGUCACACCGGAUGGUGUACAGGAUGCCUCUGUGUACGAAUUGCCACUUCUGGCUGAGGACGCUCUCACCUUUUUGGAGCCCUCGGGUCAGAAGAAAUUGAUGGAAGUGUUGGAUGAGACAUUGGAUGUGAUAAGAAGCGUAGCAAACGAAGAGUCGAGUAUCAUUCAACGUACGACAGUUAAAGAUGAAACGAGAGUGCGACAUCUACUGCUAGCCUCGCCUGAGCCCUAUGAUUCUCUAGUCAAGACCUCUAUCUUUGAUGCUACCAUGAAGGAGCUAGCCACUACUGAUGAUGAGGACACUAAAACAGUGCUUCACUAUGUCUCACUGGAGGGAGCACCCAUUGUGGACCCAGCCAAGAGUUUCAGCCGCUUCACAUCACGAAGUUUGGGAUGGCAAACCAUUACACAUGCUUCUUAUGACCAUCUAUUGAAUUGGCUCAAUGAUCAUGACUAUAAGCUCCUUCCCAAGGAGUUCACAGAUGCUGUUGACGUUGUCAAUGACAGAUUCCCUCUCGACGCAGUUCAAUUAACGUCCUGGUAUAUCAAUGAUUACCUAGCUGGUGGUGAAGUCGUCCUCGAUGCUAACGAGAUGAUGAGAGAUAUCACUACCAAGCCUCAGCCAAGGAAUGAUAUGUUUGGCGGCUUCGAUAACGAUGCUACAGAUCCCAUCACUGACUUGUCCGAAUUCGACGAUGAGGACUCUACUGAUGAAGCCGGUGUUGAUGAGGAGGAUCAAGCUGAUGAUAAUAAGACGACAGUGGAUGAUGUCAAUAUAAAGGAUAAGAUUAUCAAAGAAUUCGACUCUUUGAAAGAUGCCCCUGCCGAGAAUAAGGCAUAA
Perkinsus marinus ATCC 50983 is the source of this 1671-nucleotide messenger RNA. RefSeq lists its product as hypothetical. The coding region runs from base 1 to 1671 and encodes 556 amino acids. The transcript is spliced from 14 exons. The record is from RefSeq and is a predicted model, not a curated record. NCBI's taxonomy places the organism in Eukaryota, Perkinsozoa, Perkinsida, Perkinsidae.